AUGUUCGACGAGCCAUCAGCACCCGCCAACAAGUCUAUCACCACACCCAAUCAUCAACAACAGCAUCAUCAUAGCUAUUCCACAUCGUAUUCUACGGCAUCGUGGUGCAGAAUACCGUCAACGCUGUCGAUUCUGCUGUGCUUCCUGUUUCUGCUAUCAUUAGUGCAGGCGGCAUGUGCUCAGACGGAAGAUCAGGGAUGUGGAGAGCACCCACUCAAAGGCAUCCUGCAAAAACUCGAGAUUUCCCGGCCAAACCUAACGUUCGAGCAGACGACCCGACUACUCCAGCAGGUUCGCCACCGCUACCCCCGGCUGUGGCGCUCGUUUGAGGCGGCGCUCUCCCAAUACACCAACUGCAUGAUGAUGACCCGAUCCGGGUCUCUCGGC
Molecule: messenger RNA, 387 nt
Organism: Mesorhabditis spiculigera
Lineage: Eukaryota; Metazoa; Nematoda; Chromadorea; Rhabditida; Rhabditidae
Source: the annotation of a GenBank genome assembly